AGCAGCCUCCGCGCCAGACUGGAGCGGGAGGCGGCGGAGCGCAGUUGCUGGGAAUUUUUCAGCCGAGAGGGCGAGCGAUCCAGCGCGAGACCCCGCGAGCCCGGGAGCGGUAGGGAGCGCGAGCGCCCCAGCGAGCGGAGCAAACCUCGAAAUAAUCUAGAAAGCCAGGUUCCCGGAGGAAAUGGGACUGUGAACCAACCGGGGAGCAAGAAGGGAAGGAAACGCCGGGAUUGCUGAUGUCAGAGGAGCCCGGAAAGUCGCGCUGGAAAAAUCUGAAGACAGCCGGGGAUCUGCUUCUUCCCCAGGAGAGACACCGCCAGCCACCCCCACACGCCCCCUCGGCGCCUCGGGGUGCCUCACGCGAACCGGCUCUAGCGCCCGGCGGGGCUGCUGCGGGGCGACGGAGGACAGAGGGGCGCGCGGACCGGAGACCGAGGGGCCACUUCAGGAAUACAGAUAAGUGGCUGGUGGCUUGACGUGGAUUUUAAUGAAUUUGGACUCCUGGUGGAUUUGGCCGUCUCUGUGAUUCCGAGCUGCGGGCAGGGAGAGGGGCACGCGCCGCCCUCGGCAGCCGGCGGCCCAGGCGGACCAAGCAGGGACGGAAGGACAGACCGACGUCGCUGAGCUGGAACCAUGUGAGGGCCAAGCCAGGAAAGUGGAGUAGAAGAACACGGAGGAGUGGUCUCCUCCACCCUGUCCCUCUCAGGAUGGAACAGAGGAGGCCCUGGCCAUGGGCCCCACAGAUUGACAGCCGGUCUGUGGUCCUACUCUCAGUGGUCUGGGUGCUGUUGGCCCCCCCAACAGCCUGCAUGCCUCAGUUCAGCACCUUCCACUCGGAAAACCGAGACUGGACCUUCAACCACAUGACUGUGCACCGCGGGACAGGGGCGGUGUAUGUGGGGGCCAUCAACCGGGUCUACAAGCUAACGGGCAACCUGACCAUCCAGGUGGCUCACAAGACAGGGCCGGAGGAGGACAACAAGUCUUGCUACCCGCCCCUGAUUGUGCAGCCCUGCAGCGAGGUGCUCACCCUCACCAACAACGUCAACAAGCUGCUCAUCAUCGACUACUCCGAGAACCGCCUGCUGGCCUGUGGCAGCCUCUACCAGGGCGUCUGCAAGCUGCUGCGUCUCGAUGACCUCUUCAUCUUGGUGGAGCCAUCCCACAAGAAGGAGCACUACUUGUCCAGYGUCAACAAGACAGGCACCAUGUACGGAGUGAUCGUGCGCUCCGAGGGGGAAGAUGGCAAGCUCUUCAUCGGCACGGCRGUGGACGGCAAGCAGGAUUACUUCCCCACGCUGUCCAGCCGGAAGCUGCCCCGGGACCCUGAGUCCUCGGCCAUGCUGGACUAUGAGCUCCACAGCGAUUUCGUCUCCUCCCUCAUUAAGAUCCCUUCUGACACCUUGGCCCUGGUCUCCCACUUUGACAUCUUCUACAUCUAUGGCUUCGCCAGCGGGGGCUUCGUCUACUUUCUCACUGUCCAGCCCGAAACCCCCGAGGGUGUGGCCAUCAAUUCCGCCGGGGACCUCUUCUACACUUCCCGUAUCGUGCGUCUUUGCAAGGAUGACCCCAAGUUCCACUCCUACGUGUCUCUGCCCUUCGGCUGCACACGUGCAGGGGUGGAAUACCGCCUCUUGCAGGCUGCUUACCUCGCCAAGCCCGGGGAUGCGCUAGCCCAGGCCUUCAACAUCAGCAGCCAGGAUGAUGUGCUCUUCGCCAUCUUCUCCAAAGGGCAGAAGCAGUAUCACCAUCCACCUGAUGACUCCGCCCUCUGUGCCUUCCCCAUCCGGGCCAUCAACUUGCAGAUCAAGGAGCGCCUGCAGUCCUGCUACCAGGGCGAGGGCAAUUUGGAGCUCAACUGGCUGCUGGGGAAAGAUGUGCAGUGCACCAAAGCGCCGGUCCCCAUCGAUGACAACUUCUGUGGACUGGACAUCAAUCAGCCCCUCGGAGGCUCCACUCCAGUGGAGGGGCUGACCCUCUACACCACCAGUCGGGACCGUAUGACCUCCGUGGCCUCCUACGUUUACAAUGGCUACAGUGUGGUCUUUGUGGGCACCAAGAGUGGCAAACUGAAGAAGAUUCGAGCUGAUGGUCCCCCCCAUGGUGGGGUCCAGUAUGAGAUGGUCUCUGUGCUCAAAGAUGGGAGCCCCAUCCUUCGGGACAUGGCCUUCUCCAUUGAUCAGCGCUACCUAUAUGUCAUGUCUGAGAGACAGGUCACCAGGGUCCCUGUGGAGUCAUGUGAACAGUACACAACUUGUGGGGAGUGCCUGAGCUCCGGGGAUCCUCACUGUGGCUGGUGCACUCUGCACAACAUGUGCUCCCGCAGGGACAAGUGCCAGCGGGCCUGGGAACCAAAUCGAUUUGCUGCCAGCAUCAGCCGGUGCAUGAGCCUCGCAGUACAUCCAAGUAGCAUCUCCGUGUCUGAGCACAGCCGGCUGCUCAGCCUGGUUGUGAGUGAUGCUCCUGAUCUCUCCGCUGGUAUCGCCUGUGCCUUUGGGAACCUGACGGAGGUAGAGGGGCAGGUGUCCGGGAGCCAGGUCAUCUGUGUCUCCCCUGGGCCCAAAGAUGUCCCUGUCAUCCCUGUGGAUCAAGACUGGUUUGGGCUGGAGCUACAGCUGAGGUCCAAGGAGACGGGGAAGAUAUUUGUCAGCACCGAGUUCAAGUUUUACAACUGCAGCGCCCACCAACUGUGCCUGUCCUGUGUCAACAGCGCCUUCCGCUGCCAUUGGUGCAAGUACCGCAACCUCUGCACUCAUGACCCCACGACCUGCUCCUUCCAAGAGGGCCGGAUCAACAUUUCAGAGGACUGUCCCCAGCUGGUGCCCACGGAGGAGAUUCUGAUUCCGGUCGGAGAGGUGAAACCCAUCACCCUUAAGGCUCGAAACUUGCCCCAGCCUCAGUCGGGCCAGCGAGGCUACGAAUGUGUUCUCAACAUCCAGGGGGCCAUCCACCGGGUCCCUGCCCUGCGCUUCAACAGCUCCAGUGUCCAGUGUCAGAAUAGUUCGUACCAGUAUGAUGGGAUGGACAUCAGCAACCUGGCCGUGGACUUCGCCGUCGUGUGGAAUGGCAAUUUCAUCAUUGACAACCCUCAGGACUUGAAAGUGCACCUCUACAAGUGUGCAGCCCAGCGGGAGAGCUGUGGGCUCUGCCUCAAGGCCGACCGCAAGUUCGAGUGUGGCUGGUGCAGCGGCGAGCGCAGAUGCACCCUCCACCAGCAUUGUACCAGCCCCUCCAGUCCCUGGCUGGACUGGUCCAGCCACAACGUUAAGUGCUCCAACCCCCAAAUCACYGAGAUCUUGACAGUAUCAGGACCACCCGAAGGAGGAACUCGAGUGACCAUCCAUGGCGUGAACUUGGGCCUGGACUUCUCCGAGAUUGCUCACCACGUGCAGGUGGCUGGUGUGCCCUGCACACCCCUCCCAGGGGAAUACAUCAUUGCUGAGCAGAUUGUCUGUGAGAUGGGCCAUGCCCUUGUGGGAACCGCCUCUGGGCCAGUGCGCCUGUGCAUUGGCGAGUGCAAGCCAGAGUUCAUGACCAAGUCUCAUCAACAGUACACCUUUGUGAACCCUUCCGUGCUGUCACUCAACCCCAUCCGAGGGCCAGAGUCUGGAGGCACCAUGGUAACCAUCACAGGCCAUUACCUUGGUGCUGGGAGCCACGUGGCCGUAUACCUGGGCAACCAGACCUGCGAGUUCUACGGGAGGUCCAUGAAUGAGAUCGUGUGUGUCUCACCCCCAUCAGCCAAUGGACUGGGCCCAGUCCCGGUUUCCGUGAGUGUUGACAGGGCCCGGGUGGAUAACAGCCUGCAGUUUGAGUACAUAGAUGACCCUCGMGUCCAGCGCAUUGAGCCAGAGUGGAGCAUUGCCAGCGGCCACACACCCCUGACCAUCACAGGCUUCAACCUCGAUGUCAUUCAGGAACCAAGAAUCCGGGUCAAGUUUAAUGGCAAAGAAUCUGUCAAUGUGUGUAAAGUUGUGAACACCACCACCCUGACCUGCCUGGCACCCUCCCUGACCACGGAUUACCGGCCAGGCUUGGACACUGUGGAGCGGCCAGAUGAGUUCGGAUUCGUCUUUAACAACGUCCAGUCCUUGCUGAUUUACAACGACACCAAGUUCAUCUACUACCCCAACCCCACCUUUGAACUGCUCAGCCCCACAGGAGUCUUGGAUCAAAAGCCAGGAUCGCCCAUCAUUCUGAAGGGCAAAAACCUCUGUCCCCCCGCCUCUGGAGGAGCGAAACUCAACUACACGGUGCUGAUUGGAGAGACCCCUUGCGCUGUCACCGUGUCUGAAACGCAGCUCCUCUGCGAACCCCCCAACCUCACAGGGCAGCACAAGGUCAUGGUUCACGUGGGCGGGAUGGUGUUCUCGCCUGGCUCGGUGAGUGUCAUCUCAGACAGCUUGCUGACCCUGCCAGCCAUCGUCAGCAUCGCGGCCGGCGGCAGCCUCCUGCUCAUCAUCGUCAUCAUCGUCCUCAUUGCCUACAAACGCAAGUCUCGAGAAAAUGACCUCACGCUCAAGCGGCUCCAAAUGCAGAUGGACAACCUGGAGUCUCGCGUGGCCCUGGAGUGUAAGGAAGCUUUUGCUGAGCUCCAGACGGACAUCAAUGAGCUCACCAGCGACCUGGACCGCUCAGGAAUCCCCUACCUGGACUAUCGUACCUAUGCCAUGAGGGUCCUGUUCCCGGGCAUUGAGGACCACCCUGUCCUGCGGGAGCUGGAGGUGCCGGGGAACGGACAGCAGCACGUGGAGAAAGCCCUGAAGCUCUUCGCCCAGCUCAUCAACAACAAGGUGUUCCUGCUGACCUUUAUCCGCACCCUGGAGCUGCAGCGCAGCUUCUCCAUGCGUGACCGGGGCAACGUGGCCUCCCUCAUCAUGACUGGCCUGCAGGGUCGCCUGGAGUAUGCCACUGACGUCCUGAAGCAGCUGCUGUCUGACCUCAUUGACAAGAACCUGGAGAACAAGAACCACCCCAAGCUGCUUCUCCGGAGGACCGAGUCUGUGGCUGAGAAGAUGCUGACCAAUUGGUUUGCCUUCCUCCUGCAUAAGUUCCUCAAGGAGUGCGCGGGGGAACCGCUCUUCAUGCUGUACUGCGCCAUCAAACAGCAGAUGGAGAAGGGCCCCAUCGAUGCCAUCACAGGCGAGGCCCGCUACUCCCUGAGCGAGGACAAGCUCAUUCGGCAGCAGAUCGAAUACAAGACCCUGAUCCUGAACUGUGUCAACCCCGACAAUGAGAACAGUCCUGAGAUCCCAGUGAAGGUGCUGAACUGCGACACCAUCACACAAGUCAAGGAGAAGAUCCUCGACGCCGUAUAUAAGAAUGUGCCCUACUCCCAGCGGCCCAGGGCCGUGGACAUGGACUUGGAAUGGCGCCAAGGCCGGAUUGCCCGAGUCGUGCUGCAGGAUGAGGACAUCACUACCAAGAUUGAGGGCGACUGGAAGCGGCUCAACACCCUGGUGCAUUACCAGGUAUCAGACAGGUCGGUGGUAGCUCUGGUCCCCAAACAGACCUCCUCCUACAACAUCCCUGCCUCUGCCAGCAUCUCCAGGACGUCCAUCAGCAGAUACGACUCCUCCUUCAGGUACACAGGCAGUCCCGACAGCCUGCGGUCCAGAGCCCCCAUGAUCACCCCAGACCUGGAGAGCGGGGUCAAGGUGUGGCAUCUGGUGAAGAACCAUGACCAUGGUGACCAGAAGGAGGGUGACCGGGGCAGCAAGAUGGUGUCUGAGAUCUACCUGACUCGGCUACUGGCCACCAAGGGCACCCUCCAGAAGUUCGUGGACGACUUGUUUGAGACCUUGUUCAGCACUGUGCACCGGGGCAGCGCACUCCCCCUGGCCAUCAAAUACAUGUUUGAUUUCCUGGAUGAGCAGGCAGACAGACACAGCAUCCAUGACACAGAUGUGCGACACACCUGGAAGAGCAACUGCCUCCCUCUGCGCUUCUGGGUGAAUGUCAUCAAGAACCCCCAGUUUGUAUUUGACAUCCACAAGGGCAGCAUCACGGACGCCUGCCUCUCUGUGGUGGCCCAGACCUUCAUGGACUCCUGCUCCACGUCAGAGCACCGGCUGGGCAAGGACUCCCCCUCCAACAAGCUGCUCUAUGCCAAGGACAUCCCCAGCUACAAGAGCUGGGUGGAGAGAUACUAUGCAGACAUUGCCAAGCUCCCCGCCAUCAGCGACCAGGACAUGAAUGCCUACCUCGCGGAGCAGUCACGCCUGCAUGCCGUGGAGUUCAACAUGCUGAGCGCCCUCAAUGAGAUCUACUCUUAUGUCAGCAAGUAUAGUGAGGAGCUCAUUGGGGCACUAGAGCAGGAUGAGCAGGCCCGGCGGCAGCGGCUGGCUUACAAGGUGGAGCAGCUCAUUAGUGCCAUGUCCAUUGAAAGCUGAGAGGAGGGGACCGAAUUCCUGGGAAGAUGGACCCACACAAGCUGUCACGCUGGAGUCUCAGAAGGAAGGACAGUAAAGGGGGUCAGGCCCAAGAGCUGGCAGCCCCUGAGAUCCCACCCCGGGAUGAGGGGAGGGCCCCUCUUCUGACGCCAGCAGGUUUCCUCACAGCCAGUUCCUGCCAGGAAAGACCGAGGGCACCAUUCAUCCACAGCCAGAACAAGAGACAAGGACCGGCCAGGAGAAGGUGGCUCUUCAAGCUGGAGCAGGGACAGUCCUGCCUCCAUAACUGCUGCUUUGCAUGAAAACUCAUUUGAUGUAUAUUGGGGAAAUAAUGAGAACUUUAUUUAAUUUUUUUUAAGAAAAACGGAAAAAAAAAACAGAAAUAAACAAAACAAAAAGCUGCCCUGUU
Messenger RNA from Urocitellus parryii (Arctic ground squirrel), 6801 nucleotides. RefSeq names its product plexin A2 (gene Plxna2). The record is from RefSeq and is a predicted model, not a curated record. Gene Ontology annotation, biological process: semaphorin-plexin signaling pathway; regulation of cell migration. Gene Ontology annotation, cellular component: plasma membrane; semaphorin receptor complex. Gene Ontology annotation, molecular function: semaphorin receptor activity; protein binding. Lineage: Eukaryota; Metazoa; Chordata; Mammalia; Rodentia; Sciuridae.